Molecule: messenger RNA, 717 nt
Organism: Lepidothrix coronata (blue-crowned manakin)
Lineage: Eukaryota; Metazoa; Chordata; Aves; Passeriformes; Pipridae
Gene: CUNH3orf18
Product: chromosome unknown C3orf18 homolog
Exons: 5
Coding region: 214-684 (156 amino acids)
Source: RefSeq, a predicted model, not a curated record
GCCCCCGCGGCCGCUCCGCCCGCGCCCCGCGGGCACCGGACGCCUCGGCGGGGAGCGCGCAGCAGAAUCCAGUGUGGUUCCUAUGAAAGAAACCCAUCAGUGGUGAUGCUCCAGGACAGCUCUCACGUGAGGGUCCUCCACAGGAAGGGCAGCUCUGCACUCUGAUGGGUGAGGACGCCAGCUUGGUGACAGGAGCUCCCAAGAGCGGGCAGGAUGAGUUACAGCUCACCCUCUGUGCACGACUUGUAUCACAGCACCCCCACCACAGCCAGGCCAGACCCAGGGACAGCUCUGGAUGUGACUGUGCCAGAAACAGCCACCAUAAGCCCUGAGACUACCAGCUUCAACAGCACCAAAAUCCCAGAUGUGGCCAGCACUGGAGCCGGCAUGAGCACGAUGCUGCUGUCCUUUGGGAUCAUUACUGUGAUUGGGUUGGCUGUAGCUAUGGUUCUGUAUAUCAGGAAGAGGAAGAGGUUGGAGAAGCUACGGCACCAGCUGAUGCCCAUGUACAACUUUGAUCCCACUGAGGAACAGGAUGAACUGGAGCAGGAGCUGUUGGAACAUGGGCGAGAUGCAGCAUCUUCCCAGGCAUCGCAGAGCAAGGUGCUGCUGGCCGGCCAGGGAGCCGUGCAGAGACCCAGCCGCCUCGUGUUCACCGACGUGGCCAACGCCAUCCACGCGUGACAGCACCUGCCCCGCCGGGCCCGCGCCGAGGAC